This is a messenger RNA of Drosophila biarmipes, 650 nucleotides long. Its product is annotated as keratin-associated protein 5-5. The coding region runs from base 203 to 568 and encodes 121 amino acids. NCBI's taxonomy places the organism in Eukaryota, Metazoa, Arthropoda, Insecta, Diptera, Drosophilidae. The transcript has 2 exons. The record is from RefSeq and is a predicted model, not a curated record.
CCAGAGCUUAGCAUAGUAAGUGUUAUAUUGGGCCCCAUCAACAUUUCAUUGUCAAAAUUGUCCAGCCCCCAAACAACCCGUCGAAGUUAUCUAUUUUCAUUUGUACGUCUAAUGCCUGAACAAUCGGCGCUGGUUCAAUAAAAGGAAAAUAAAGAGCUUCCUCGGGGCGUCACAACAUCUCUUUGUAUACGACUCUGUGUAAAUGCUCCACUAUUGCAACGAUCCUACAUACGACUCGUCGGAAUUCCUGUGGACCAUGUGUAUGCAAGUUCAGCGGCUUGGAUGCGGAGUCCCAGUGCCCAGUUCCUGUAGUAAGACCAAUUCUCGCUGCGAGGGCGGAUCGUGUCGCAGGCCAGGAUCCUGCUGCGGACCAUGUGGCCCCUGUGGGCAACGCUCGAGUGGCUGUGCUACCUGCUGUACCUCCUGCUGUGGGACAUUCCCCGAAACAUGCUGCGGUCCAUGGUGUGAGUCCUGCCUGGAUCCCGCCUGGUUCACCUGGCUGGCCCCAAACAUCCACCGAGCCUGCUGCUGUGCUUGCAUGCCCUGCUGUCGACCAAGGUGCCGCUGAGAUCCUGAUAAUGGGGCAUUUGUGUGGCACUGAAGAAUUGGUGGAGUAUGCAAAGAAAUAAAGUCAAUUGUUAAAAAUUUUA